Molecule: messenger RNA, 2771 nt
Organism: Quercus lobata
Lineage: Eukaryota; Viridiplantae; Streptophyta; Magnoliopsida; Fagales; Fagaceae
Product: subtilisin-like protease SBT3.9
Exons: 10
Coding region: 389-2728 (779 amino acids)
Biological process (GO): proteolysis
Molecular function (GO): serine-type endopeptidase activity
Source: RefSeq, a predicted model, not a curated record
AAAAGUAGAUAAAAAGAACAAUUCCAAUUUUCAGUCAAUCUUUCAACACAAAAUCAUGUUUCACAUGGUAUGCAAUAUUCCCAAUAUGUAAAACUCUAAUGGGAAGGCCUGCCUUAGCAUCUUUCAACUCCAGCACUAUCCAAUAACAGUACAAUUUGCUUGCUUUAUCAAUGGUUGAGAAUAAAGAGCAAAAAGUACACCAGAAAAAAAUGUUCCUCUUUUCUCAUGUCUGUUAAAGUUCUAGUAUAUCAUCAUAGAUAUUGGGAUACCUUAUUUAAACCUUGCAAAUUUGAAAAAGAGAAACCAAACACACAUAGGGAACUUAUAUCUGAAAAUAAAAUACAAAAAGGAAAUCUCCAAGUCAUAACAUCUCUUGUAUGAUUUGCAAAUGGAUAUCAAUCCAAGAAACUGGAAAUGGGCAAGAAAAAGCCACAUUCUUUUGAUUCUCUCUCUCUUUUUACUGCAAAACCAUCUUCAAGUCUUUGUGAUAUUGGUUGAGGCCAACAGUAGUGUACAUAUUGUGUACCUGGGUCAAAAGAAGUAUGAGGAUCCAGCUACCACCAAACGGUCUCACCAUGAAAUGCUAUCAAAUUUGCUAGGAAGCAAGGAAGCUGCUAAGAGUUCCAUACUUUACAGCUAUAGACAUGGUUUUUCUGGGUUUGCGGCAAGAUUGACAGAAUCUCAGGCAGAAGCAAUUGCAGAUUUUCCUGGAGUUGUCCAAGUGAUCCCAAAUCGCAUUCGCAAGCUCCAUACAACCAGAAGCUGGGACUUUAUUGGGAUCAAUCAUCAUUCUUCAAAAAAUCUACUAACAAAAAGCAAUAUGGGUAAAGGAAUUAUCAUUGGUGUGAUAGAUUCAGGAGUUUGGCCAGAGUCUGAGAGUUUCAAUGACGAAGGUAUGGCUCCAAUUCCAUCACGCUGGAAGGGAAUUUGCCAACAAGGGCAGCUGUUUAACUCCACAAAUUGCAACAAGAAACUUAUUGGAGCUCGCUGGUUUAUAAAAGGACUGAGGGAUAAACUCAAAAUGCCCAUCAAUGAAUCUGACAUGGAGUAUCUUUCACCGCGAGAUGCAGAAGGUCAUGGAACUCAUACAGCUUCAACAGCAGCUGGCUAUUAUGUUAAUAAAGCAAACUAUGGAGGACUAGCUACAGGUUUAGCCAGAGGAGGAGCACCUCUUGCUCACUUAGCUAUUUACAAGGCUUGUUGGCAGAUCGGUUUCGGAGGAUGCACUGAUGCUGACUUCCUAAAAGCAAUCGACAAAGCCAUACAUGAUGGAGUUGAUAUCCUAUCCUUAUCUCUUGGCGAUGGGAUUCCUUUGUAUUCCUACGUUGAUCAUCGUGAUUCUGUUGCCAUUGGUUCUUUCCAUGCAGUCAUGAAGGGGAUCACCGUAGUUUGUUCAGCAGGAAAUGAUGGCCCUAUCUCACAAACAAUAGCCAACACUGCACCCUGGGUUAUCACCAUUGCUGCAACCACAAUAGACAGGGCCUUCCUGACAGCCAUUACACUUGGAAACAACCACACUCUAUGGGGCCAAUCUAUGUAUACUGGAAAACAUAAUCAUGGAUUCACAGGCCUUACAUACUCAGAACGCAUAGCUGUUGAUCCCAAUGAUGAUUCAGCCAAGGACUGUCAACCUGGAAGUCUUAAUGCAACAAUGGCAGCAGGGAAAAUUGUACUAUGUUUCUCACAAUCACCACAACCAGCUAUAGCCUCAGCAUCAGAUUCUGUGCUGGAAGCAGGAGGAGUUGGAAUCAUAUUUGCACAGCUUCAUGAUGACGGGAUUCAGUCAUGCUAUUCAAUCCCAUGUAUCAAAGUUGAUUAUGAAGUAGGCACACAAAUACUUUCCUACAUCAGAAAGGCAAGGUCUCCGACUGCAAAGUUGAGUUUUCCAAGGACUGUCAUUGGGAAAUGGUCAUCUCCACGAGUUGCAUCUUUCUCAUCCAGAGGACCAAGUUCCAUGUCCCCAGCAGUGCUAAAGCCUGAUAUCGCGGCACCAGGUGUUGACAUAUUAGCUGCAGUUCCACCAUCUUAUGGCAGUGGAUUUGCACUGAAAUCAGGAACUUCAAUGGCUUGUCCCCAUGUGUCAGGAAUAGUAGCUCUCAUUAAAUCUGCACAUCCUAACUGGUCUCCUGCAGCCAUAAGAUCAGCUCUGGUCACAACUGCUUCCCAAGUUGGAACAGAUGGAUCAGGCAUAGCUCAAGACGACCCCAACCACAAGGCAGCUGACCCCUUUGAUGUUGGUGGUGGGAAUGUUAAUCCCAACAAAGCAGUGGACCCGGGUUUGAUUUACAAUAUUAGCAUUGGUGAUUAUGUUGAGUUCCUCUGCUCCAUGGGUUACAGCAGUGCCUCCAUUACCACAUUAACCAAGACCACAAUUGAUUGUACUAAGAAAGGCCAUUUUGGACCGAAUCUCAACCUCCCUUCUAUCACAAUUCCAAAACUCCAAAAGAAAUUAACAGUAACUAGAACAGUGACAAAUGUGGGGCCUGUUAGUACAGUGUAUAAAGUUGUAGUGCAGGCCCCCCAUGGCAUAACAAUGGCAGUUACGCCUCAAACUUUGAGUUUCAAUGUGACCACUCAAAUUCUUUCCUUCAAAGUUACCUUCUUCUCAACCUCAAAACUGAAUGGAGACUACAAAUUUGGAAGUCUAACAUGGAAAGAUGGUAAGCAUCGUGUUAGGAUUCCAAUAGCCGUUCGUGCCAUCAAUUUUGAAUCAUUUGAAGAUUUGUAAGAUGGCUCAAAGUGUGAAAAUAAUUUUAGUCAAAUAAUUAUUU